Molecule: messenger RNA, 1588 nt
Organism: Coffea eugenioides
Lineage: Eukaryota; Viridiplantae; Streptophyta; Magnoliopsida; Gentianales; Rubiaceae
Product: RING-H2 finger protein ATL74-like
Exons: 2
Coding region: 736-1323 (195 amino acids)
Biological process (GO): protein ubiquitination
Molecular function (GO): transferase activity
Source: RefSeq, a predicted model, not a curated record
CAGAUCAACUCCUCGAUAUUAAUAAUGAGUUCGAAAAGAGUCUACUUGAAGCUCAGCUUUCUUGUGGUAUCUAGCCAUUUUUCUACACCAAAAAACUUUUGCAGUAUCUAAAUAAGCUACCUUUUCCGUAAGUAUCAGCCCUCUCCUGCCUGAGUAGGAACUUCUCUCUGUCCAUCUAGAAGCUUGCAGGUUAUCAUAGUAGGCGUACAAUUUUGCUUGAGGAUCAAGAAAGUUAAGAAUUUUAACUUUCAGGGAGUAGUCAUAUGUGCUUCCUCUCCCUAGCGGGUAAUCUGGUUCGAAGGUUCAAACUAGAACCGAGUAAGCACUGAUCCAAGAGGACUAGGGAAGGAAAGCUAGCAGCGAAUAACUGUGUUUUUUCUUGUGUUUCCCUGUCCAAUCUCCACUUGAUGGUGUCUAGCACUUGAAAUUUUUUUGUGAAACAGCAUUCUCACUGAAGUAUUCCAGAUCAAGACUGUAUCACAUAAACAAGAAAAAUUUUUGCUGUUGUAUGGGUCGGAUGAAUUAUCUAAUUUCCAUAUCCUUUGUUGUCCGAUAUACUCUGGAAUUGUGGUGGAGUGAUGAAAUCUGCGGUCUAUCUGCGUAACCAUUUCUUCUUGUGGUUUGAAGCCCUCUGUGACUCUGUCCUUGUUAUCAUCAAGCUGCAAAACUGCAAGCGAAGGAGGAGAGUCUUCCUGCUGGAUUUGUUUCGUACGUAUACUUCAUGAUCCGGUCGUGAUGACCACUUAUCAUCGCCCGCAUCGCUUACUUCUGGGAACUCAACCCGAUUCACCCCCAAGAAACGAAAGCAGAACGCACAAUGGAUACACAAGCGAGACAAAAUUUGACACCAAUAUGGUCAUCAUUCUAGCAGCUCUGCUGUGUGCAUUGAUAUGUGCUCUUGGACUAAAUUCAAUCGUGAGAUGUGCCUUGAGGUGCAGCCGAAGGUUUGCUUUCGAGUCACAGGACGAGACAGCUGCACGCCUGGCUGCAACCGGACUGAAGAAAAGCAUGCUACGGCGGAUACCGGUAGCAGAAUACGGGACCGGAGUUGUUCUACCGGCAACAGACUGUCCAAUAUGCCUAGGGGAAUUUGAGGAUGGGGAGAAAGUAAGAGUGCUGCCAAGGUGUCACCAUGGUUUUCAUGUGAGGUGUAUUGACAUUUGGUUGGCUUCACACUCUUCUUGUCCUACGUGUCGGCAAUCGUUGUUGGAGCAGCAGCCCUCGUGCCCUGAUGAUACUACAGAUACUGAGGCUCUAAGGCUGCCUGCAAAUGGAUCAGGAGGUCAUGCUGGUGUAUCCGUCUCUGCUGAGGAGGUAGGCUGAUUGCAAUUUAUUUAGGCAAACAUUUAAGGAGGGAAAUUAUGUAAAGAUGGAAGGUUGAAAUGUCCUUUUCCUAGUCUUGGUUGUCAAUCUAGCCCCUUAUUCUGCAUGAAAAAGAAUCCUUUUUGUUGUCCGAGAAUUUUAUAAUUUUGAGGGCUGAGACAUGACUGCAACGACUGCUCUCUUUUUCUGGAUAACCACGCAUAAGGAAUGAUGGAAUGAUUAUACGCUUUAAUUAAAUUGGAGGAUUCUUGAUUUUCUGUUGUCA